AUGCCAACUCUGUUUAAGGGCGGUCCAGAUCCGCUUGUUGCGGAUAGUUUCAUGGAUAGGGUGGAGAAGCAUAUUAAUACUAUGAAUUUGGCAACGGACAAGUUGAAGAUUACAUUGGCUACUUACAAUUUUGUGGGUGAUGCUAAGAUUUGGUGGAAGACCGUUUCUCACACCCAUAAUCUGGAUACUAUGACAUAUGCUACAUUCAAGAAGUUGUAUUAUGAGAAGUACUUUCCGGUGCCUAAGCGGAGGGAACUAAAGAAGGAGUUUGAUGGGUUAAAGCAAGGAAGUAUGACAGUUACAGAGUAUGAAAAUAAGUUUACAUCACUUUUGAGGUUUGCACCGGGAAUUGCUAAUGAUGAUGAAGGAAAGAUAAAGAAAUUUGUUGAUGGCCUUGAUCUUACCAUUAGGCCAAUUGUAGCUGCUUCAGAACCGACAGAGUAUGCAAAAGCAGUGCGAAAAGCUUUAGUGGUUGAGGCUGAGAGUAAGGACAACAAGGCUAUCAGGGAGUCCUACAAGCACAAUAGGGGUAUGAGUACUUUAUCCGAAGGUCAAUCAAGUAAGAAGCAGAAGCAUGAGCAGUCAGGGUUCAGGGGACAGAAGCCAGUCAGAUCUGCACCCACAGCUUCAGUGUCCAUGGGGUCUUCUAGACCGAAUGUUACUUGUUUCAGAUACGGGCAGUUGGGACAUUACAAGUCUCAAUGCACUCAGACACAGGUAGCUCAGAUGAUUUGUUUCAAGUGUGGGCAGCCAGGGCAUCAUAAGUCCCAGUGUACUCAGAUUCAGGUAGUGUUUGAUGGAUGUUUCGGGUGUGGCCAGCAGGGCCAUAGGGUGAAAGAUUGUCCACAGCGGGGCAGUGGUUUGGGCAGAGGUGGAGGUUCACAGCAGAGGCAGAUGCAGUCUGCCACAGUUCAGUCAAGGUUUCGACCACCACCACCUCAGCCGUCUCAGCCAGCUAUAUCAGCCAAGAGUUCUCGACCUAGUAGGGGAGCUUCUUCGAGUGCACCUACUCAGCAGUCUGGCUAUCAGGCAGGCAGUUCCCAGGGGCAGAGGACCCAGGGUCGCGUGUUUGCACUCACUCUAGCCGAGUCACCAUCCAGUCCUUCAGUUGUUAGGGGUAUGUUUCUUGUGUCCCAUUCUUGGGCUCGUGUAUUUAGAGUUUGUAGGAGUUGUUCCAUCACAAUUGCCGGACGUGUUCUUGAGUUUGAUCUCAUCCUUCUCGAGAUGACGGGAUUUGACGUCAUUCUUGGGAUAGACUGGUUGUCAUCCUUUAGAGCUGUCAUUGAUUGUUUCAGGGGCAGAGUUUCAGUGUGUACCCCGGAUGGGGAUUGUUUCUGUUUUGUGGGAGAUCGGUGUGAUCCUCUCACCCAUUCAUUUUAUGGUGUUAGGGGUCGAGAGCGGCAGACAUUCUUCUUUGCUAGUCUUUUCACCGAUAAUGACGUUGAGUUUUAUGGGGUUGAUUAUCCAGCGGAUGUACGUGAUUUUCUGGAUGUGUUUCCGGAUGACUUGACUGAGUUGCCUCCACACCGAGAGACGGCUCACUUCUUGCCUAUUGAGGCAACAGAUGACGCUGAGACACUCGGUGUACUUUAUGUGAAAGAGAUUAUGAGAUUGCAUGGAAUUCCAGUGGCUAUUGUGUCGGAUAGGGAUGCUAAGUUCACCUCGAAGUUCUGGGAAGGACUUUAA
Messenger RNA from Cornus florida, 1686 nucleotides. RefSeq lists its product as uncharacterized. Lineage: Eukaryota; Viridiplantae; Streptophyta; Magnoliopsida; Cornales; Cornaceae. The record is from RefSeq and is a predicted model, not a curated record. Gene Ontology annotation, molecular function: nucleic acid binding; zinc ion binding. The coding region runs from base 1 to 1686 and encodes 561 amino acids. The transcript is spliced from 3 exons.